AUGCCUGCCUAUGUUCAUAGCCACAAUCCUGUGUUACUCACAGGUUUGUAUAGCCACACUCUAGGUAGAUAUAAACCCCCUAGAGUCCACUCUGAGUCCUCAGUGACUCACUUCUGGACUCUAGCUGUAUUGCCCAGCUCCUCUGUCCUGUUAUUUGAGUCCCCUACAAGGUCUGCAUAUUGCGACUUUAUUACCUGUGAUGCCAGCGACUUCCGCACUGGUGCCCUACUCUCCUACGGUGUGACGCUCGAGACUGCUCGCCCCGUCGCAUUUGAGUCCUGCACACUCAAAGGCGCUGAGCUCAACUACCCUGUCCAUGAAAAGGAACUGCUCGCCAUUGUCCGUGCAUUGCGCAAAUGGCACGUGGACCUCCUUAGAGUACCGUUCACAGUCUACACCGACCACAGGACCCUAGAGAACUUCUUCCGCCAGAAGGAGCUCUCUCGACGCCAAGCACGGUGGCAGGAGUUCCUCGCGCAAUAUGACUUUGAUAUCAAAUAUAUCAAAGGCGAAGAGAAUAUCGCUGCGGACGUCCUCUCGCGUAUCCCGCCAGAUACCAAGAUCAUCAACCCACUGUCCUGCGGAGCUAUCCUCCUUCUUCAUACCGCCACACUGUCACUCUGUGCUAUACCAGAGGCCACCUGUACCAUGGCUUGCGCUUCGUCCCGCCUGUCCAUCGCUUCCGACCCAUCCUGGCUAACGUUAAUCCAUGCAGGUUAUCACGACGACAAGUGGUGCGUUAAACUUCGCGACAAUUUGCCAUCUGUUGGCGUCCGCGAACAGGAUGGCCUACUUUAUGUCGGUGACCGUCUCGUCAUACCGCACGUGCAGGAAAUCCGGGAAGGGAUUUUCCGCCUCGCGCACGAUACACUCGGCCAUUUCGGUUUCGAUAAAUCCUACGCAGCCAUCCGCGAUGCCUACUACUGGCCUCACAUGCGUAAAGAGCUCGAGGAAUUGUAUGUCCCUUCCUGCGAGGACUGUCAACGCAACAAAUCAUCCACUCAAAAACCUCCCGGACCUCUACACCCUCUACCUGUACCACCCGGUCGCUGCGACAGCAUUGCCAUCGACUUUGUCGGACCACUCCCCGAAGAUGACGGCUUCGACUGCCUCGCCACCAUUACAGAUCAUCUCAAUUCCGACAUCCGCUUGAUACCCACGUGGAUGGAUGUCUCAGCUGAAGCAUUCGCAGCUCAAUUUUUCGACCAUUGGUAUUGCGAGAACGGGCUACCACUCGACAUCAUCUCUGACCGCGACAAGCUAUUCGUCAGUCGCUUCUGGAAAUCGCUUCAUCGACUGACAGGCGUGAAGUUGAAGAUGUCCUCCGCAUACCACCCCCAGACCGACGGAUCUUCCGAACGUUCCAAUAAGACCGUCAUCCAGGCCCUCCGUUAUCAUGUUGCGCGAAACCAACGUGGCUGGGUACGCGCUCUCCCACGCGUUCGUUUCACCAUCAUGAAUACCGUUAACGAGUCUACGGGGUUCUCCCCCUUCCAAUUACUCAUGGGCCAUUCCCCUCGCAUCAUACCUCUGCUUCUCGAGACAUCGUUGGCGGACGAUCCCUCAUCAGAAGCGGACCUCGCCUCCAGACUCAUUGCAUCCAUCGAAACCGAUGUUCUGGAGGCGCAAGAUAAUCUCUUCCUCGCGAAGGUGAACCAGGUGGCACUGGCGAACUGUUCGCGAGGCGACGAGAUCAUCUACAAUGUAGGUGACCGCGUCCUUCUCUCCACCUUCCACCGACGGAGAGAUUACAUGCAACGCGGGGACCACCGUGUUGCUAAAUUCAUGGUGCGCUUCGAUGGUCCAUAUUCUAUUUUACAUGCAUACCCCGAGUCUUCCGUAUACACCCUUGACCUUCCCCCUUCCAUGCACAUUUUUCCUACGUUCCACUCUUCGCUUCUCAAGCCCUGGAAAGACAACGACGCCUCACUCUUCCCUUCACGCCAACACAGUCACCCAGGACCGCUUAUCACUGAAGAUGGUGUCGAGGAGUGGGAAGUCAAAACCAUCGUUGACCACCGCCCCCGUGGUCGCGGCUUCCAGUACCUAGUACGCUUCAAAGGUUAUGGACCUGAACAUGACGUCUGGCUCCCAGGCCGAGAAGUCAACGAACUCGCCACGCUCGACUCCUACUUACUUUCUCACCCGCAUUAA
Molecule: messenger RNA, 2154 nt
Organism: Sparassis crispa
Lineage: Eukaryota; Fungi; Basidiomycota; Agaricomycetes; Polyporales; Sparassidaceae
Exons: 2
Coding region: 1-2154 (717 amino acids)
Biological process (GO): DNA integration
Molecular function (GO): nucleic acid binding
Source: RefSeq, a predicted model, not a curated record